AUGGCCUUUCGGUCGCGGUCGAACUCUGACUUAAAUGCCCUCCCACAGCGCCCAGACCAGGGAGGCGCCUGGUUUCGCUUCCGCACGUCACCAACGAAGUUUCUCGCACAAUACGUUUACAGCCAACGCUCCACUGCGACCCUAUCUACCCCCGAGACCACCGACGGAGGCCGAAUAUCGGUUGUCUGCAUCUCCGACACCCACAAUACGAAGCCCAGCUUACCCGAUGGCGAUAUCCUCAUCCACGCCGGCGACCUCACACAGUCGGGGACGAGAUCAGAGCUUGAGCAACAGAUCGACUGGCUUGACGCACAACCUCAUCGGUACAAAAUUGUUAUAGCGGGAAACCACGAGCUCUGCCUUGAUGCAAAUCAUCCCAGCAACGAUGGCAAGGAGGACACCCGCCUAACUCUCGAUUGGAAAUCCCUCAUAUAUCUGGAAAACACGUCAAGGACCAUCAGGUUUGCCGACAGUCGGGUGCUGAGAAUUUUCGGAUCUCCUCAUACCCCUAAGCACGGCAACUGGGCUUUCCAGUAUCCGCGCGCCUACGCUGGCGUCUGGGAUGACAUGGCCGUCCCCGAGGACACGGAUGUCUUGAUUACGCACGGUCCGCCAAAAGCGCAUCUCGAUCUUGGGCAUCUCGGCUGCCAGUCCCUUCGGCAGACGCUCUGGAGUAUGAAACGCCGGCCGCUACUCCAUGUUUUCGGACAUAUUCAUGGCGGUUACGGGAAGGAAAUUGCCCGCUGGGACACAUUUCAACGGGCUUACGAGGCAAUAAUGGAUGAACACUGGAUAUGGCUGAAUCUUAUCGUGCUUGUGUACUGUUGGAUACUUGGCAUCUCCACAGGAUGGGCUGCAGCCGGCAAGCAAGAGACUGUCAUGGUCAAUGCGGCGGCAGUUGGUGGAGUGCGGGAUGAGAAGAGGAGAGAAGCUAUUUGCGUUGACCUCUAG
Molecule: messenger RNA, 951 nt
Organism: Aspergillus mulundensis
Lineage: Eukaryota; Fungi; Ascomycota; Eurotiomycetes; Eurotiales; Aspergillaceae
Exons: 1
Coding region: 1-951 (316 amino acids)
Molecular function (GO): hydrolase activity
Source: RefSeq, a predicted model, not a curated record